CUUCCCUUGAAGGAGAAAACAGCACUACACUGCAGAUGCAAGUUCAUUUAACUACAACCACAGCAACAGAAGAGAAACCUUGAUUUGUAACCCUCCCUUGAAGCAGGCUGUCUGACACAAUGGUCCCCAGUUCUCUUCCAGCUCAGAAUUUCUAUUGGGAGAUGGCAGGCUCCCAUCCAUUUCUACACGCUCCCAAACCUCCAGGAUUCGGAAAUUCGGGGAAGAGUUUUCUUAUUGACAAUCUGUUGAAGGCUGGGGAUUCGCAGGACUCUUCAGCCCCCUGGGUCCCUGUGAGUCCCAUACCAGUUAAACUGUGUCCAACUGCGGAACAAAUCAGCCCCUCAGGAGGUCCAUAUAGUACAAGAUGGGGUUUUCAGCUUGUUAACCCCUCAGACAGACAGCGUGCCCAGUCUCCAAACAGGGAACUGCUCCUGCAGCCUCAACCAGUUUUCUUGAAGAAUGUCUUUCCAAGGGCUCCACAGUUUCUUGUGGCCUGCUGUGGUGGGUCUUGUCCUCUCCCUGCCCCCCCUACUGCUUUUUCAAGCUGGUCUGUGUCAGGACUACCCAGCUGCCAUUUUUAG
Molecule: messenger RNA, 581 nt
Organism: Acipenser ruthenus (sterlet)
Lineage: Eukaryota; Metazoa; Chordata; Actinopteri; Acipenseriformes; Acipenseridae
Product: homeobox protein DBX2-like
Exons: 3
Coding region: 120-581 (153 amino acids)
Source: RefSeq, a predicted model, not a curated record